CUGAAUGAGUGACUGUGUCCCCCGUCCUGCCCAGAGCCAUAAAUCAUGCUGACAGUCUGUGAGAAAAACAAAGCUUUUUCCUCAAGAUGCAGACAGAGAAGGACGCUCCUUCCAAAGGAAAAAAGAUCUACCACAUUUUUUCACUCGUAUUUUUUGGCUGCUUAAACUCAGGUGAGGUGGGAGCCGUCAACAUGACCAUCCCUAACGCUCUGAUCAGAGGAGCGGUCGGGGGAGAGGCCCUCCUGUCGGUCCGCUACAGCAGCUUCAGCCUUGACCUGCCGGUUAUCAAGUGGCAGCUCCAGAGGGAGAAGGCGGUCACCGUGGUCCAGUCCAUCGGAACUGACAUCAUUGGGACCUUGAGGCCUGAGUAUCAAGACCGGAUUCUGGUGUUUGAGAACGGGACUCUGCUUCUCCACAACCUCAGACUGUCUGAUGACGGGACUUACGACGUGGAGAUCUCCAUCACAGACGACAUUUUUACUGGAGAGGGAAGCAUCACACUCACUGUGGAUGAGCCCAUAUCCAGGCCGUACAUCCACAUGGAGGCCUCAUCCGUCCUGGAGCUCAGCGAAAACUUUGUCCUUAACUGUUCUCAUGAAAACGGGACCAGAACCACUUACAAAUGGUUUAAAGGUGGGAAACCCCUGGCCAAUGAAACACGGUUCAUGUUGUCACCUGAUCAGAAGUGCCUGACCAUCAGCCGAGUGUUGAUGACUGAUGAGGAUAUCUACAGCUGCACCGUAGAGAACCCACUGGGCAACAUGACCAGCCUGCCAAUCAGACUGGCCGUGUACAGGAGAAGCUCCGUGUACAUCAUGCUUUCCACUGGAGGAAUCUUCAUCCUCAUCACGCUGGUAACAGUGUGUGCAUGCUGGACUCCUUCUAAAAAGUCAAGAAAGGAAACUAGAAAGUCCAGGAUUUAUGGUAAUUCUCAUCAUAAACAGCUUAAACAGAAAGAUGAUGUGCUUCCCAAAAUGAGGGAACAUAAUGGGAUAAAAGCAGUAACUUCCCUUUAUGUCCUCCAACAAAAGGAACCCUCCGUGGACGACUCGUCCAGCAACAGCAUUGGGUCUCCUUCUGAACUGGACAGCCCUCCAUCCUACACAACUUUCCCCAACUACACAAACUCCCUGGUGCGGUCAGGUGGAACUCCAGCCGGCUCCUUCCCAAAGUGUGUCUGAAACUUCAUAAACUUGUUCAUCAUACAAAAUGAAGCAGCAGGUCAUUUGGUGCCUGCCUUUGUGCAAAACUUUAACUUUGAGUUUUUGUGAACUCAAAUAAAAACUGUAAGCAUUUUU
Messenger RNA from Poecilia latipinna (sailfin molly), 1298 nucleotides. RefSeq names its product hepatocyte cell adhesion molecule-like. Lineage: Eukaryota; Metazoa; Chordata; Actinopteri; Cyprinodontiformes; Poeciliidae. The transcript is spliced from 7 exons. Bases 87 to 1181 code for a protein of 364 amino acids. The record is from RefSeq and is a predicted model, not a curated record.